Vitrella brassicaformis is the source of this 2311-nucleotide messenger RNA. Lineage: Eukaryota; Vitrellaceae. The record is from the annotation of a GenBank genome assembly.
CUGCAUGUACAUUAAAAAAUGCAUCUCAGUGGAUCACAUGGGCAACAAGACAUGCCCAAGAUUCUGACGAAAGUCCAGCAGAGCUUUGGACUGCAGAUUCUUUGAACCAGCGUGAAUCACAAAUGUGUGACAUCGGCACUUUCUCCGCCAUGCCGGGUGUGGGUCUACGCACUGUUGGCGUCACAAGGAAAAGAUUUAUCGUUGCGUGAUAUCGAGGUCUUAACUUACCUGGAGAAGAGUUGCCUGUGACGGACCAUUAUCGACAGCAAGCAAGAAUGGGACAGUUUUAAAAUCUUGUAGCCUUUGCUGUCUUCGCCCGAUGCAGUAGAAUGCGCGGUGACAGUGAUACCACCGAAUAUCAGCACUUUUAGCACUUCUCCAGCAUUCGUUGUCCUUCAAUUUUCUGUGAAUGCAGGCGUCGUUGUACGAGAAGCUGCCGUUCGCAUACGCUUGGAAGGCGUGUUGAAUGGCAUGCUGGAGUGACGUCUGCUCAGCCGGAUGCCGCUGGAAGAAAUGUCCAUCGUCCCAGGCCCGAGUCAGAACCAUGUCUGUCCACUUUCCUUUCCUUCUGAAGAUCAUGACACCUGCGACGGAAGGCAGAGAAAGGCAAAGGCGGGUCAUAUGGACAAAUGAAAGGCGGUACCGGUAUUCAGCCAUGAGUCCUUCUGCACAAUGAGUUGAACAUUAGAGAGCACCUGAGGUUCCCGGGCGAUUAAGUCACUGUAAGCGGUGUAGAGUCGAGGCGAAAAGAAGUCUGUGACAAGAAGAUUGUAAUCUUUGACAAAGGCGUCACUAUCCAUCCACAGCACAGUGGAAUACGCCUUCAGUAGACGGCGAAUAAGCAAUAUCUGAAAAAGAAGUGUGUGGAACGUAUGAAGGCACAAGAAUUCAAAGGCUACCUUUACAUAGUACACCGAUCUCCCUUCCAGGUUGGAGUGACUGCUAUCUUGGACAAAUAGAGGAAUAUUUCGUAGGUGAGCAUAAAGUGCGAUAUUAAAGAUGCAGUCGAGACAUGCCAGGUUGAUCAAAGUGGCAUUUUUGGCGCCAAAUAGAAACUGCACAUAUACAGACACCCACACACUCGCCCGUCGGAUUCCCUCUUGCACUAUGGUUCAUUCUGUAUGUUACGUUCCAGGCCGUGGCCAUGACCACAGACGGCGACUCUGUUAUUGCCUCAAUUUUCGCCCCUCGGCGACUCAAUGUUCGCAAUGCCAGUGCCAGCGUAUCGCCCUCGAAAUAGACUCUGUAGGUCUCGCAAGGCUCCUGUCUUGUCUUGAUAUGAGAGGUGACAUGAAUGUCCGCAGCGAGAUCUGUCUCAUUCCCUCGCAGCCUGCAAAUGAGGGGGCACGGGUCGUCUAGUUGCUGUUGAGUCUUCGGAGGAAGAGGAAACGAGUCGAACGGGAAGAAGAGGAGACGAAUCAUAGAAGAAGAACGGCUGCGACGAUGACGAGACUCCACCAGAGUGUGUGCACGGGAUUAACGGAAAGCGCGUCAGCACGAGGAGUCCGUCAAGAAUGCAAACUAAAAACUAGCUAGCUGUCCCUUCCAUUCAAUCACUGCAAGCAUGCCAAAUGUAACCCUCUGCCCGACCACCCACCGAGUCCGUCAUAGAUCAUCAACCCUUGACAUAUAGAGUGCACAUAAGUGAUGCCCCUGGGGAAGUGGCCGUCAACCAGAUGUUCAAACGACGACGCACAAAGGGACUCCACCAGACCAUCUUCAUUUUGUUUCUUCCCUGAACGCUGAAUGUGAAAUAGUUCAGAGACCUCGAGUCUGAACCCCAUCUCAAAUGGCAACGGCCCAUCCACGGCUGACCGACGAGGCCCUCUGUACUGAGGAAUUUACAUUGACAGUGCAAAUUCGCAGGGGCCGUUGUCCGCGGAACCCAAUGCGGCGGCGUGACUGCCCGACGAAUGCAAACAAGUACAAGCGAUGCAGCUGCAGAAACACGUACUUCUAGCGUUCUUCUGACAGAAUUGCGCAGGAGUCGGCGAGUCGCCCCCCAUGUCGGCCAUCUCGGUGAUGCAUGAUCUGAUUGCCCAGAUGCUGAAAUAUCUCUUCCAAUGCAGGCAUGCUGUUCCAGCCUGCCGGCACAUCAGCGUUCAGCCGGGUGCCGAAAAGAAGUGAUCUUCCGGCAAUGUCCGUGCACUUUCCCUUCUAACGAUCACAACGCCUGCCAGGACAACAGAAGGGAAGCGGCUCAUUGACAACAGAAAGGCCAUGCCCUUCUGAACUUUCCCGCGUAACUCAAUCAGGAUUGGUGCACAGCAGAGGAGCUCGAAAUUCUUGAUCUAUCUCGAGCAUGGCUCAG